CACAUUUAUCUAUGUAACUGUCGAACUCAGAGAAGGGUUUGCCACCACGAAGCACUUGGGUUUUCCGCACGACCCCGGCGUUGUUGUGGUUGCCGCCGCUUGUUAACCGUCCUCGGUUAAACAAAACACUUCUUAGGGUUUAAGUCCGUAUUUGAUUGAUCAUAGUUUCCGCUGGAAAAUAACAUCUUGUUUAUCUGAAACUGGCAUUCUUCCAAACCUAAGCCACUUAAUAUCUCAACCUACGGUUUAGAUUGGGAAGUUUCGCGUGACACGAGUAGUAUCAUCAGUCUUAACCAAGUGCUCUGGGUGAAUGGAUGCUGCUGAAGAAAAUGAGCUUCUUGCCGAAGCAGUAACACCGGAGAGCGGAGAUGUCUUAAACAAAGAUGAGCAAUCCAACAAUGGAGAUCCUGUUCCUGUCGAUGUCUUAAACAAAGAUGAGCAAUCCAACAAUGGAGAUCCUGUUCCUGUCGAUGUCUUAAACAAAGAUGAGCAAUCCAACAAUGGGGAUCCUGUUCCUGUCGAUAUCUUAAACAAAGAUGAGCAAUCCAACAAUGGAGAUCCUGUUCCUGUCGAUGUCUUAAACAAAGAUGAGCAAUCCAACAAUGGGGAUCCUGUUCCUGUCGUUGAGUCCGCCGGCCAAGCCCAGGAGGAUGUACAUACAGCACACAUUGUGGUAUUUGGAAAAGAUGGAACUGGAAAAUCUGCGUUCAUCGUUCGUUUUUUGACAAAGAGAUUCAUCCACGAGUACGAUCCGACAUCAGAGGACGUUUAUGCCUAUAAUUCUCAAAUCGAUGGGCGAAAAAUCUGCCUUAAAAUUAUGGACACAGCUGGAAAGGUGGAGCGAACAGUUCAUAAAAGAGAAGAGCAAAUUCGAUGGGGUGACGGUUUCAUUCUCGUAUUGUCUCUUGCAUCACGGGACUCUCUUAAAGAAGUUGUACGAAUUAAGGAGGUAAUAGAGCAUUUGAACGAAUCAGAAAAACCGGUGGUGCUGGUAGCCACAAAGCGUGAUCUAGUCCACGCAAGAGAAGUGACGUCUGCAGAAAUUCAAGAACUGGCCAAGAGAUGGCACUGUCGAACCUUUGAGACAGCAGCCACAGAAGAUUACAUCACAGUUGCAGAACCCUUCAUAAGCCUGUUUAAGGAUAUCCGAAAGAUAAAAGAACAAAAAGGACUUUUCCCUACGUCAUUUAAACUUGACAAAGACAUUGUUAUAGCAGACGUUCACAAAAGAUAUAAAAAUCGUUUGUUGACACAAUAAAACUAAAUGUUACAUUCUUCAUUGUUAACUUGAUAUUAUUCAUUGAUAUGUUCGUUAUUAAACUGUGUGUAUAUAUUACUGUUAUAAUAAGAAACUUAAUGGUGACAUUAAGCGUCGUAAGUUUUUUAGAUUUUCUCGUACACAGCCAUUAUCGAUGAAAGAACUUAGUUCCUAAACGUUUAAAUGAAAUCCCGUACUCCACAAUAUAUUACAACUGGUGUCUCCAAAAAGUUACAUGAUUUCAUAUGACAAACUGAUUCACCCAGUGAAAUAAGCGUAGCACCAUACAAUGCUCUGAGGAGUGUAAGCUUUUGGGUGGCUUCAAUCUUAAUAUUGAACUCUGCCAAAUUUGGUAAACAACAACGC
Molecule: messenger RNA, 1624 nt
Organism: Limulus polyphemus (Atlantic horseshoe crab)
Lineage: Eukaryota; Metazoa; Arthropoda; Merostomata; Xiphosura; Limulidae
Product: ras-related and estrogen-regulated growth inhibitor-like
Exons: 4
Coding region: 311-1258 (315 amino acids)
Molecular function (GO): GTPase activity; GTP binding
Source: RefSeq, a predicted model, not a curated record